Molecule: messenger RNA, 5193 nt
Organism: Odocoileus virginianus texanus
Lineage: Eukaryota; Metazoa; Chordata; Mammalia; Artiodactyla; Cervidae
Source: RefSeq, a predicted model, not a curated record
CAACUUCUCCUUUCUGCUCCUGGGUCUCCAGAAUUACCCAGAUUAAGUCAAAAGCCUCUCUCCACACAGCCCUUUAUCUACAGGGUAGAGGAAGAACACCCCCCAUGUCUGACUCAGGCUUCCUUCUCCCAGCCCAUGAAACCUCUGAAGGCCACUGCCACCACCUCCCAGCCUGUACUCACCAUCCAGCAGAUCGAGACCAUCUUCUACAAGAUCCAGGACAUUUAUGAGAUCCACAAGGAGUUCUAUGACAACCUCUGCCCCAAGGUGCAACAAUGGGACAGCCAGGUCACCAUGGGCCACCUCUUCCAAAAGCUGGCCAGCCAGCUUGGUGUGUACAAAGCAUUUGUGGAUAACUAUAAAGUUGCUCUGGAGACAGCUGAGAAGUGCAGCCAGUCCAACAACCAGUUCCAGAAGAUCUCUGAGGAACUCAAGGUGAAAGGUCCCAAGGACUCCAGGGACAGCCACACGUCAGUCACUAUGGAAGCUCUGCUCUACAAGCCCAUUGACCGAGUCACCAGGAGCACCCUGGUCCUACACGACCUGCUGAAGCACACACCUGUGGACCACCCAGACUACCCGCUGCUACAGGAUGCCCUCCGCAUCUCCCAGAACUUCCUGUCCAGCAUCAAUGAGGACAUCGACCCCCGCCGGACUGCAGUCACAACCCCCAAGGGGGAGACGCGGCAACUGGUGAAGGACGGCUUCCUGGUGGAAGUGUCGGAGAGCUCCCGGAAGCUGCGGCACGUCUUCCUCUUCACCGACGUCCUCCUGUGCGCCAAGCUAAAGAAGACAUCUGCGGGGAAGCACCAGCAAUAUGACUGCAAAUGGUACAUCCCCCUGGCUGACCUAGUGUUUCCAUCCCCUGAGGAGUCUGAAGCCAGUCCCCAGGUGCACCCCUUCCCCGACCACGAGCUGGAGGACAUGAAAAUGAAGAUCUCUGCCCUUAAGAGUGAAAUCCAGAAGGAGAAAGCCAACAAGGGGCAGAGCCGGGCCAUCGAACGCCUGAAGAAGAAGAUGUUUGAGAACGAAUUCUUGCUGCUGCUCAAUUCCCCCACAAUCCCAUUUCGGAUCCACAAUCGGAAUGGAAAGAGCUACCUGUUCCUACUGUCCUCAGACUAUGAGAGGUCAGAGUGGAGAGAAGCAAUUCAGAAACUGCAGAAGAAAGAUCUUCAGGCCUUUGUCCUGAGCUCAGUGGAACUCCAGGUGCUCACCGGAUCCUGUUUCAAACUUAGGACUGUACACAACAUUCCUGUCACCAGCAAUAAAGACGACGACGAGUCUCCAGGACUCUAUGGCUUCCUCCAUGUCAUCGUGCAUUCUGCCAAGGGGUUUAAGCAGUCAGCCAACCUGUACUGUACCCUGGAGGUGGAUUCCUUUGGCUACUUUGUCAGCAAAGCCAAAACCAGGGUGUUCCGGGACACAACGGAGCCCAAGUGGGAUGAGGAGUUCGAGAUUGAGCUGGAGGGCUCUCAGUCCCUGAGGAUCCUGUGCUACGAGAAGUGCUAUGACAAGACCAAGGUCAAUAAGGACAACAACGAGAUUGUGGAUAAGAUCAUGGGCAAAGGGCAGAUCCAGGUGAGAGGCAGGCACAGCCAGGGCACCAAAGCGAGUGUGCCUGGGAGGCGGCACCAGUCGGGAAGGUAUCCUUCUCCUCUACCUUCUUGGUCAAGGGGAUUGGCCUUUGAGUUCGAGAUUGAGCUGGAGGGCUCUCAGUCCCUGAGGAUCCUGUGCUAUGAGAAGUGCUAUGACAAGACCAAGGUCAAUAAGGACAACAACGAGAUUGUGGAUAAGAUCAUGGGCAAAGGGCAGAUCCAGCUGGAUCCACAGACUGUAGAAACCAAGAACUGGCACACGGAUGUGAUUGAGAUGAAUGGGAUCAAAGUGGAAUUCUCCAUGAAAUUCACCAGCCGAGACAUGAGCCUGAAGAGGACCCCCUCCAAAAAGCAGAGCGGCGUCUUCGGUGUGAAGAUCAGCGUGGUGACCAAGCGGGAGCGCUCCAAGGUGCCCUACAUCGUGCGGCAGUGUGUGGAGGAAGUGGAGAAGCGGGGCAUCGAGGAGGUUGGCAUCUACCGGAUAUCAGGGGUGGCCACAGACAUCCAGGCGCUGAAGGCCGUCUUCGAUGCCAAUAACAAGGACAUCCUGCUGAUGCUGAGCGACAUGGACAUCAAUGCCAUCGCCGGUACCCUCAAGCUCUACUUCCGGGAGCUGCCCGAGCCCCUCCUCACAGACCGACUGUACCCCGCCUUCAUGGAGGGCAUCGCCCUGUCAGACCCUGCUGCCAAGGAGAACUGCAUGAUGCAUCUGCUCCGCUCCCUGCCCGACCCCAACCUCAUCACCUUCCUCUUCCUGCUGGAACACUUGAAAAGGGUUGCUGAGAAGGAGCCCAUCAACAAAAUGUCCCUUCACAACCUGGCCACCGUGUUUGGCCCCACAUUACUGAGACCCUCGGAAGUGGAGAGCAAAGCACACCUCACGUCGGCCGCCGACAUCUGGUCCCACGACGUCAUGGCACAGGUCCAGGUCCUCCUCUACUACCUGCAGCACCCUCCCAUCUCCUUCGCAGAACUGAAGCGGAACACACUGUACUUCUCCACCGAUGUGUAGCCCGAGGUGGGAGCGGCUGUCGGGGGGGCGGCCCCAAGCCAGCCUCUCCAGCCGGGGACCCAACCCAGACUUGAAGGACUGCAAUAGAGAACUCCCAAACCCAGCGCUCCACACUCCAAGGGACAGAGAUUUCCAAGAACUGGAAGACGUGUAUCUUUUGUGCCACCUUGUACAAAGCCAGCCGACCCGGCCCCGGCCCCGCCACGCACCCCGGCUCUGCCCUGCGUUCCUCUAGUCGUGUCUGAUGCUCCGUGCUGUUCGGGAAUUGUUUUACGUCUAUUUGUCAUGCAGAAAAGGUAGUGACCGACCCGGUGUGGGCACACAGGCAGCCUGCUUUGUUCUUUCAUUUCCUCCAACACUUUCUUUCCUCCUGAGUCCGGUCCAAGGGCUUUUAUUCUGCGCUCUGUAACUGUUGCCAGCUUCGCCUCUCUUGGCCCUGCUCCCAGAUUGCAGUCUCCUGGCGGCCUCCCCUCCGUCUUCCUCCACCCUGUCCUCCCCGCCUCCCCCAGCCUGCCUGCAUGCAUUUGCAGCUUUGGUUUUUGAUCCAUCACCUCGAAAGUUCUGAGGAGGCCCUGGGCAGCGGUGGCGGGGGCUGGCCGGUCCGAUGCUGCCGCCCCCAACCCUCUCCUUGCCCCCCUCACCUGUGGAGGCACGCCUGUCUGCCUUGCCACCUGUGCAAAUGUGGACAAGGAGACACUCUCGCACUGAUCCUCGGCUCUGCACAGGCUGGAGAGUGGAUUGCUGGGAUUUUCCACCUGAGAACCUCCAUUUCUGGGGUUUAUCUGUUCGUCUCCAGUCCCAGUGAGGCACCUUUGACUGUUUCUUCUACUGCUUUUCAGUUUCUUUUCUCCUGCUGUUCUAUUUUCUUUUGAGUGUAGAGACUCACCAGAGACCUGCUAUCAAGGCAGCCAGAGGGUCAGGAAAGAAUCAGGGAGGUGGGAGGGUCAGGCUGCCAAGGAGACAGAGUGGGCUGUUGAGAGGAGCGCCAGGGAGCGCUGGGCAUCCUGGGCUGGGAGCAAGGAGUUGUGGUGGCUUUGCUGGUGGAGCCAGGCUUCUGGGAGGGCAACCACGAGGGCUGAAGCAGGUGUCUCGAAACAGGCAGGCUCCGUCCGAGAGGGCUAGCCCUUCCUGGUGCCUCCCGUACCUCGUGGUACCUUUGCCUUAGACGUUACACACUUUCUCCACAGCCAAGCACUGCCACGGGGCAGCCCCCACGGCCACGUGCGCCCCAGGGCCUGGGGAAGUCAGGUGCGGUCCAGCAGUAGCCAGCCGUCAUGGUGCUGCCUCCCCCCACCCGGCUUCUGAACGCAGCCUUGUGGGUGAACUCGGGGGAACUCCAGGAGUUGGGGUGUGCCAGGUACCUGCCUCUCUCGGGACUGGGUUUUGCAGGGGACCCUGGUGGUGGAUGCUUGACUCAUCCGCAGGGUAUGAUCCCCGCGUUGAGGGCCGCUGCUCAGUACUGGGAAGGAGUGAGAAGUGCCCCCAAAGUGCAGUUUCUUCUCUCCUGAGCAGCACUGCUGGCCUCCAGCAGUUCAGACACUCCUGGCGGCAGGGGCUGGAGCUACAGUCCACGGUUCCUUGGCUCUCCUCUGUGUCAGAGACUAGAUUCCAAGCCCUGGGGGUUGGAGAGAAGAGCUCCCCCUAGCUUGAGCUCAGGGCGGUUUUAAAGAAGGAUCUGGGGCCCCUGAAGCCUUAGCACCGGCUCAGUGAGAGGAAGGGCCCCUUCUUGUCUCGUUUACACCUGUGGCCUGGGCGUGAGCAGAACGGUACACAUUCUGUGCACAUCAGAGGAUAGAUGCCCCAGAGGAGAGAGGAACUGACGCCCUGGCUGCCUGCUAAGCAGCUGAAGAGCCCCACUCCCUAAGAUAAUGGGCUUGGGCCACAGGUGGAAAAAGAAUGCUGGAGUCUGAACAUCCCCCGUGUCUGACCAUCCCUGGAGCCUGCUUGGCACUUGGGAGCUGGCAGGUGGCCUGGAAGGUUCUUGCUUCCGUGGCCACUAACUGGAAUGAAUUGGAGCCCCACCUAGAGCUAUUUACAGCCCCUAAUGGGUGCCUCCUGCCUUCCCCAAACCAGGGACGUGUGCCUCUCAGCAUCAGGUAGCUACUGCAGCCCCCAACCUCUUAGGUAAUGAGAAUGGGAGGAAGGCUGGAAGGGCUGAGAAAUGGAAAAGGCUCAGAAUAUUUAUCAACUCGACCCCCAGAAUCAGGAGGGGUGGGUACCAGACCUGGACUAAGCUGCGCUGAGGGAACAGCCUGUGGGUUCUCCUGAGAGACAGGGACUGUACAGAACCCCAGCCACUGUGCCCAGCAGGGCAGGCUGUGCCAACAGGAGCCCACAGACAGGCUACAGGAAUCCACACACCUGUCCUUGCUGGCAAUGGCUGCGGGCUGCCGGUGUUGUGCUGUUACAGGUAUGAUGGGACCCUUCAUUAAUAUUUGACUUUCAUAAGUUGGUAAGGAUAUAUUUUUCUUUGGUCUAUGUUCUGUUUCAACUUAUGUAGAUUAUUAUAAAUUGAUGUAAGCCACGUGAGAGGAAAAUGUUAAUAAAAAAAAAAAAACCUGCAAAGCCCUGACAUUUGCACACAAC